CCCCCCCCCCCCAUGCCUCAAUGCCAUCUAGCAUCACUACACAGCUCGGAGCACAAAGGUGACACAGCAGCAAGCAAGCAAGGCAAUCGCAAGGCCAGAAAGCCAGCAAGAAACGCACAACACAGAGAGUCUGACAGCAGCUGACAUAUGUUUCCUUCCCACACAAUAAGUGGACGCGGCGGCGGCGGCAGUGGAGGCUGAGGCCGGACCCAUGCCACAUACCACACCGAGCAUCUGCAGCGGCCACUCAGCGAGGCGCCCCACUCGCAUUCAUAACCAGCUGAUGUGUCCCACGGAGCAGCUGCACCAGACCACAGGACUGCUCAGAGGCAGCUCAGGCUCCUGCUCAGGCGCCGGGCACAAAGUAGGCUAUGCGACCUGUAUAAUGGCCCGGCCGCAGAUAAUUAGGAACUCUUGAGAUUUCAGCACAGGUGCUGCAAAAGAAGGCAAAGAGCAGCAAGGCCCCGUACAGAUGAUGGUUUGUUUGGUAUGCGUGUGUGUAUGUGUGUGGAAAUAGAAAUAUACUACCCUAAACAAAAUGUGCACUACUACUACUACUAUAGUAGCCCCAGAGGUCCCGUGGGGCUGACCAUAAUGGUGGACAGUACAGGACUAAAAUGCUGGUGUGGCUGGGCCAGAAUCAUUGGCCCUGCUGACUAAGGGCAAAUUUGAAUGAGAGGAGCCAAACCGUUAGCAUUGGCGGGGCUCCAGGCUAACGCCUCCCUGAACUUUGGAACACAAACGCUCCCAGCAAACAAGUUUGUCCCUGCAUCUCACACACUAGUGCCAUGUUAGCAGCAGUAAGAGAAACCCUGCUCUAGAAUCCCCUCCUUGAUGCUUCCCAUUCACUUCAGUGGUGGUGCAUUCGUGCAUGUGACUUGUUUGCCAUGCUUCAUUUAGGCACACUGGACACUGCACAGUCAGCUAUGAGAGUAGUGUGGGCCAUUGCUGUCUGACCAGGAGGUAAUAUUGGUCUUGUCAGCUGUGUCAUCUGAAUGAAACAGCCAAUACAAAGCUAAGAAGUUUGAAGACAAACGAUGAGGUAACCAGAGAGAGCCCAGAGGUGAAUGUUUCUAUUCUCUGAGUCUCUCAGUCUCUUUUCAAACCAAACAACUCCCUUCCGUGUAGGACGGACACACCCUUCUCGUAACUAUAAACCUCUCAUUACAGCGGUUCAAAAAUGAUACGUCUGCCUUAACGGGCAGCACAACGUUACCAACACGUAACUUUUAAUAAAAAAAAUGAUAUCACGAGACUUGGGCGACUACAGACCAUUUUAUCUCGACUGUUUUGUUUGAUUUGGGUUAGAGGGGUUACAUGCAUGUCACAACUCGUUCGUGUUCCCUAUGGAAAACCUAGGGCAAAGGAGACACGCCCGCAGGACGUGGAAUGAACAGAAAAUCUCAACCAUCUCUCACUGUUGUGUGGACGGUGACCAAACAACUUUCCGGACAAACAAACCGUCCAGCAGCUGUGGCUCAACCUAACUCACGCACACACGUUUGAACAAUCAUACGCUGUCACCUUGUCAGACAUCGUUUUCCUUGACAAUUAAAUUCUGUGUUGAGGGGGGUUACGGUGGCCCUUCCAAAGUGGUUUCAUUAAAAACACACAACCACGCCUGCCCCUCCCCCACCCACCUCACGCCCAUUCAACAAAUACCCACUCAACAGGUUUCUGACUGGCUUCCCAUUCUCCCAACUAGCAACACAAAACAAGGAGCCGUCGAGUUUCGCUUUGUAUCUGAACGUUUUCUUCCAAUCACCAGCUACAUUACUGAAUGUUGAAUGCUUGGAUAUGUCACUCACUCAACUGCUUAAAACAUGUGUUCAUAAAAAGGUGGUGUAUUCAGCGAAAGGCUUUUCAAGGCCACAAGGGGUGAACUCCUUGGAGUCACUUUUUGCCACGAAACUUAGUUGAACUCCCGUUAGGUCAACGAACGUAAAACACAACAUAAUUGUAUUGUUACAGAUGCAUUAACAAGUUAUAACUAUUCUAGCUCUACAUUAUCACAAACAAACACGGCGCUAUUUAGUUUAAUGCGGUACCUGUUGAGAGUCUGCGCCGCCCAAGUUUACAUUUAGCUAGCAAGGGCGUGCACUUCCGCGAGCACAGGUGUUCAUGGGCUUUGACCUCGCCUCGAAUUCGGACGUGAAAGCCACCCUGGAACGAGCGGGAGAGCGUCGUACUGCUCCACUAAACAGCGUUCAUAUGACGGCGAGAAUCAUGCCACAUUUGUGCGACUUUCCAAAGCACGUACUUAUGAUAACCAUCCACCGUAUGUGUAUCGAAACUUAUAUAAAAUUAAUUAUAAAAGUAGUAAUGGCGAAAACGACGGCACCAUAACGUAGCCUAUAAGGCCACCCAAAACCAACACAAAACAGAGACAAGGACAUGACGGGGCAGACCACUUUGCAGCAGCCCGUCUCUGGGUGGACAGACUUGAGGUUAUCCCCAGAAACUUAUCAACAGCUGCAAGUUUGUGCACAAGCUCAUACCAGUUCCACAACAAAAGAGGAGUGCAACAGACAUCUGCCAUGCAGCAUUAAACAGGAGAUACAGGUGGAUGAUACCAUAGUGCUCACACCCCCUGCACCAGAUGGGAGCUGGAGAGAAGGGCAAGCACAGGUAUGCAGCAUAAAAAUGGAGAGGCGACACACCUGUAUGCUGAGCUCAGGAGCAGAGGAUGGGGCAGACAGCGGUCCCCAUGGCAUCUUACUCCAGCAUCCACUGAGUCCACUGCAGAGCGGCCACCAGGUGGAGCCAGAGGGCAGAGGCUCAAGCUCGGAUCUGGAGUCACAGAAAUCCACAGACAGCCACAUGGGAACCUUGGACAAUCCCUUGCCAGACCACUUCCUACAGAGUCUGUCCUACUGUGAAGCCAACCCGUCCCAAAAUUACUCCGCCGCUCUGCCCAUGGACCUCCACCACACCCCUGCUGAGAAAGCAUCUCUGGCACUCGGGUUUACGGCGGACCAUGGUGGCGGAGAGGUGGUGGGGGUGGCAGCCGGGGAAGCCACACAGAGGCCAAACGGCUCGGACAGGCAGAGGCGCUACAUGUGCAGGUACUGUGAGCAGGGCUUCCCGUACCUCAGCCAGCUGAAGCGGCACAUGCCCAAGCACACCAAGGAGCGGCCGUACCGCUGCGGCAUCUGUGGCUUCAGCUUCAUGCGCAUGAGCCACCUGAAGAGGCACGAGAGGUCCCACACGGGUGACCGUCCGCACGCCUGUGAGGUGUGCAGGCGCUGCUUCAUCCGCAAGAGUCACCUGGACCAGCACCUUAAGACACACCGAAGGGUGGAGCCACAGCACAGCCCUCUUCCCUUUUGAAAGGAAAAAGAGACUGAGUUGUACUGUGUAGUUAAAAACUCCAGUUUUGCUGUGGUAUUACUGUAGUAUUACUGUCUAAUUAGAUACAUUUCAGGCAGGUGAAUGCAACAUUUUGGACAUAAGAUAUUGCAAACAUACUGCAUAUUUUGGAAACGGGCUACUGUAAUUCUACAAACAAAAACUACUGUUGAUUUGAUUUAAGUACUUGUCAUGCAAUACUUAACAUUUUUUUUCCUCAAAGGUAGCCAUUAGCAAAUUAGUCUGCAAAGGGACAGAUGAGCGGCGCAUGCACGUCCAAUUAUGACUGUAGAAUGGGGUGUUCCAUGUAUGGCCAGAGCAGGAACAUAACAAGAAAUGGCACAUUUACAUGACUGUAGUCACCCAGCACGCCUACAGGUUUUUCAAGGAUAAUAAAGGGUUAAAAAAAACUGUGUGCGCCACCCUAACAGCCUAAUAGUUAAGUGGAAAGAAAUUAAAUCAAGCCGUGAUGGUGGGCAGAAAAGCCUCAAAAUGGCAGACCCUUUCACAACAAAAUUACCAUUUAUUGUUUUCACAUCCACAUCAUAAUAUAUGCUUACUAAAGGUACACUGUGUGAGAUUUUUUGUUGUUUAUUUCCAGAAUUCAUGUUACCCAUUCACUAAUGUUACCUUUUUCAUGACACAUAAAAUAAUAAAACAGUCGAGUUACCUUGGAAGUCUUUUUGACAAUUAUUGGUCACAGCGACUGCGAGCCAGCCCAGCAUCAUGGAGUAGCCUACUUGUA
Molecule: messenger RNA, 4093 nt
Organism: Engraulis encrasicolus (European anchovy)
Lineage: Eukaryota; Metazoa; Chordata; Actinopteri; Clupeiformes; Engraulidae
Product: zinc finger and SCAN domain-containing protein 22-like
Exons: 4
Coding region: 2395-3330 (311 amino acids)
Biological process (GO): regulation of transcription by RNA polymerase II
Molecular function (GO): DNA-binding transcription factor activity, RNA polymerase II-specific; RNA polymerase II cis-regulatory region sequence-specific DNA binding
Source: RefSeq, a predicted model, not a curated record